This is a messenger RNA of Miniopterus natalensis, 840 nucleotides long. RefSeq names its product occludin/ELL domain containing 1 (gene OCEL1). Lineage: Eukaryota; Metazoa; Chordata; Mammalia; Chiroptera; Miniopteridae. The record is from RefSeq and is a predicted model, not a curated record. Gene Ontology annotation, cellular component: apical plasma membrane; cytoplasmic vesicle; bicellular tight junction. Gene Ontology annotation, biological process: bicellular tight junction assembly.
GAUGCCCACCCGGGGGCCCCGCCACACCCACGGCUCCCGGGGGGGCCUUCAGCUCCGCCCGCCUGGCCCGGGGCCCCCGCCGGAAGCUCACAGGGCAAGGCCCAAGAAGAUUGUAUUUGAGGAUGAACUGCCCUCCCGGACCCUCCAGGGCACCAAGAAGCCUGUUGGAUACAUCCUUGGGGGGCAUAUGCCUAGGUCCCACCCAGUGCGGGACUAUGAGCUCAGUAAGUACCCAGCAGUGAGUAGUAAGAGGGAACGGAGUUGCUACGCUGCUGUGUUCCAGGACCAGUAUGCAGAGUUCUUGGAGCUCCAGCAGGAGUUGGACUCUGCACAGGCUAAACUCCAGCAGCUGGAGGCUCUGCUGACCUCACUGCCCCCGGCCCGAAGCCAGAAGGAGGCUCAAGUAGCUGCCCGUGUCUGGAGGGAAUUUGAGAAGAAGCAGACGGACCCCAGCUUUCUGGACAAGCAGGCUCGCUGCCGCUACCUGAAGGACAAACUAAGGCACCUCAAGGCGCAGAUCCAGAAAUUCGACAACCGAGGAGACAGCGAGGGCUCUGUGUACUUCUGAGCAUCCUGACAGACAGACAGAGGAACACAUUGGGAUGGGGGGGGUCCCACCUUGCCCUUGUUUCUCUUUCUACCUCCUAGCCCUUAGCUCUUACUCUAAUUGUAAAUGCCUCAGCUUUGGGGGCUUAGCUCUGAUGAUCCCUACUCCAGGAAUUCUUCCCAGGAUCUUCAGGACCCCCAACCCUGACCCCAUGGGGGCCCUAGAUCUCAACUCAUCCUCUGGAAGCAGGUCCUGCUUUCCAAUCCCAGUGGAAUAAACAUUUCUUAAAUAUA